Schistosoma rodhaini is the source of this 486-nucleotide messenger RNA. The record is from the annotation of a GenBank genome assembly. NCBI's taxonomy places the organism in Eukaryota, Metazoa, Platyhelminthes, Trematoda, Strigeidida, Schistosomatidae.
AUGGAACUAGCCAUCCUUACGUCUGUUAUGUCUGGAGGCAUAGGUGUUUUUGUUGGUUGGUGUGUCUUUCGUAAACUUGGUAGCAGUGUUAAUUUAGCAUCGAAAUUGACUCAUUGCAAACCUGUUCCUGGUAAAAUGAAACUAGUGUUAAUAGUACGAUCUGAUCUUAAAAUGGGUUGUGGAAAGAUUGCUGCUCAGUGUUCCCAUGCUGCUGUUUCUUGUUAUGAAGAAAUUAUUGAAAAAAAUCCUGGCAUCUUAAAGGCAUGGGAAGAUCAAGGACAACCCAAAAUCGUACUUAAAGUUGACAGUUAUGAAGAAAUGCUUAAACUAUCCGACAAAGCUGAGUCAUUGGGUCUUGUUAAUUCAAUUAUACAUGAUGCUGGCCAUACACAAGUUCCCAAAGGCACUGCAACUGUUCUUGGGAUAGGACCGGCUUUGGCUUCUGAAAUCAACCUUGUUUCCGGUGAUCUAAAGUUGCUUCCUUAA